AUGCCUGUGAUCCGCGUGGGAACUGCUUCGCCGGCCACCGGCCCCACCAAGGCCGCGACCCUCCGACACUUGUCCGACCUGGCUCGCCGAGCUGCCGCCCAAUCCAUUGACAUUCUCCUGCUCCCCGAGGCCUACAUUGGCGGCUACCCGCGCGGCACCGCAUUUGGCGCCGUCAUUGGCGAUCGCCCCUAUGAGGGAAGAGAGGAGUUUGCCAGGUACUUUGACCAGGCUGCCGACCUGGGGGACACCGUAGGCGGGGGUGCCGGAGCGGGAGCUAGAUGGGUCAAGAGGGAGCUUGGUGGUGAUGAUGACUUGCCGAGGGGAGAUGGCACGAGGGAGGAGCUGGAGAAAAUUGCCAGCGAGACCGGCGUUUUCAUUGUCACGGGCAUCAUUGAAAAGACGGGCGGCAGCUUAUAUUGCGCUGUAGUGUACGUGUGCCCCAAGGCCGGUAUCAUUGGAAAGCGACGCAAGGUCAUGCCUACCGGCACAGAACGCCUUUGCUGGGCUCAAGGAUCGCCCGCCACCCUAAAGGCCGUCUCAACCGUCAUCCGGGGCCAACGAGUCAAUAUCGGGGCCGCCAUCUGUUGGGAAAACUACAUGCCCUUUGUCCGCCAAGCCCUUUACGAGCAAAACAUCAACUUAUACCUGGCCCCGACUGCAGACGGCCGAGACGCGUGGAUGGGCCUCAUGCGCACAGUCGGCGUCGAGGGGCGGUGCUUCGUUGUGAGCAGCAACAUGGCGGUACGCAAAGACGGCAGCGCUCAGGUUGCAUCGUCGCAGCCAAGCCCUACCCGUUCCCGAGCGAGACGCAGCUCGACAUUUACUGACCAGGGCUUCGAAAUUGCUCUGCCGUCUGUGAGCCCUACCCGUCGCAGGCGCAGAAAGUCUGUGUUUGACGAGGACGGCAACGAAAUCGUUCUUGGGUGUGAUGAAUCAAACGGUGCCGAAAAGAAUGGUACCUCCCCUGGAGCUCAACCCAAGUCAACCGUCGCCACGGCUGACGGAUGGGUGUCCCGCGGCGGGUCGUCGAUUGUCAACCCGUUUGGAGACGUUCUCGCCGGGCCACAGUGGGAAGAUGACGAGGGGCUCAUCUUUGCGGAUAUUGAUCUGAGGGAGUGCAUCCGAGGAAGAUUGGACCUUGAUACGGCAGGGCACUAUUCCCGGAAUGAUUCGUUCAAGUUUACUGUGGCUGGGCUAGACUUGGACCCCUUGCCGUACUAG
Metarhizium brunneum ARSEF 3297 is the source of this 1221-nucleotide messenger RNA. It is a transcript of the gene NTLS, whose product is annotated as Nitrilase. The record is from RefSeq and is a predicted model, not a curated record. Gene Ontology annotation, molecular function: catalytic activity. Lineage: Eukaryota; Fungi; Ascomycota; Sordariomycetes; Hypocreales; Clavicipitaceae.